This is a messenger RNA of Bufo bufo (common toad), 2546 nucleotides long. Its product is annotated as carcinoembryonic antigen-related cell adhesion molecule 1-like. Lineage: Eukaryota; Metazoa; Chordata; Amphibia; Anura; Bufonidae. The transcript has 11 exons. The record is from RefSeq and is a predicted model, not a curated record. Bases 21 to 1754 code for a protein of 577 amino acids.
UCAGGAUUGGAUCGGACUCCAUGUAUGUCGUCAAUGGCACCAAUGUGACCUUCCUGUGUGACGCCGGGGGUCAGACUGAGAAUGUGACCACUUACACCUUCUACCGAGACCAGACGCCUAUAUGCAUCGGGCCCCAUGUGUCCUGCAGCGAAUCAUCCCUCGACUUCACCCCGAUAUCUGAGAUUUACAAUGGGUCCUACACCUGCCGCAUCGAGAACCCGGUCAGCUCCAACCUCAGCGACCCCAUCAAUGUGACCGUAUCAUUUCGUAUAUCGGAUAUAUCACUGACGGUGAACACAUCGGCACUGGUUUGGCCGGGAUUAGACUCGGUGUCUCUGCGCUGUUCGGCCCGCGGUACAAAUGUCAGCUACUCCUGGAGCCUGGACGGGGCGGCCCUGCCUGCGGAGCCACAUUACGUGCUAAGUGCAGAUAGAAGCGUUCUCACCAUCAGCCCGGUGUCUUCUAAGGAUAAUGGAUCCUUCACCUGUACAGCCGCGAACAGUAUAAACAACCUGACGAGCCCCGAAGUCCUCCUCCACCUCGGCUCCCCGGUCUCAGCAGUGACUCUGAGCAGUAACGCGUCCUCCGCAGAGCUCUGGGCAGAACAGGACUCGGUGUCUCUCCAUUGCUCAGCUCAGGGUUCAGCCAUCACCUUCACAUGGAGUCUGGAUGGAAAACCAGUGUCCUCAAAGCCUCCAUAUUACAUUACUGAGAGUAAUUCUCCUCCAAACUCCAAUCUGACCAUCAGCCCGAUCUCCAGGAACGAUGGUGGACCCUUCACCUGUACAGCGUCCAACCUGCUGAAUAGCUCCACCAGCAAUGAGCUCAGCUUCAGUCUCAACUGGCGCCCGGAUGGAGAAAUGUCAUGUCCAGUAACUUCUAAUGGCGAUAUUUUGAGCCUUGUCUGCUCUUGGGAAAAUGGUCGACCUCCCGCCAAUGUGACGAUGACAUUUAACGACACAACAGGGAUGAAUCCAAACAUCGUGACCAGGAAUGUGUCCUCCAAGACUCUGAUCUGGGGCUCAGUCCUCAACUGCACGGGUGAUCAACUGGGGAAGACGUCAAUCUGUCAGAAGAUCCUGGAGCCUCCAUAUUUUCUAGAACAAAAUAACACAAUAAAAGACGUACCAGAAGGAGGUAGUGUCAUCCUGACGAUAAAUUUAAAUACGAGACCUACUUCCCGUAUAUCUUCUAAGAUCCUCCCGGCGACCUUCACCUGGUAUAAGGACAAGACGGAAAUAAAGAGCGGCGUCAACUCCACAAGUUAUUCAUCCAACCUCCACCUCUCCGAGGUGACGCAGGCGAAUUCUGGAAGAUAUGAAUGUACCUCCAGAAAUGUGAUCGGAAGCGAGACCUUAAUCUUCAAUGUCAACGUGACUGCAAAAGCCGUUCCUCCUAAAAAUGGCCUUGAUGGUGGUGAAAUCGCCGGCAUCGUCAUCGGCGUCCUCGCUGGGCUGACCAUUAUUGGGAUCAUCGUCUUCUUCAUUGUGAAGAAAAAGAAAAGGCACGAUGACGACAGGAGAUUGAAGGAUUCUACCGACCAGAUAGAUACCAUACAAUAUGCAGAGGUAGCACUCAACAAGGAAAAUGGAGGUGUAGCAGAAACCACAAUGUCCACCAACCCCGCUGAUGAUAAGGAUGAAUUAAAAUACGCUGCAAUCAGUUUCAAGAACAAAUCUUCCACUAAGUCCGUGGCGCCGACAACACCACAGGAAACUGUAUAUAGUGAUGUGAAAAAUGUAUCCAACAGAUAAUCCCCAGAUCCCAGUCACAGUGGACAUGCUGAGUCCGGGUCCCACCACGCAUCCUAGUCAUGGUAGACAUCCCGAUCUCGGAUCCCACCGCACAUCCCAGUCACAAUGGACAUCCCAAGCCUGGAUCCCACCGCACAUCCCAGUGUCGAUAGACAUCCUGAUCUGGGAUCCCACUGCACAUCCCAGUUAUAAUGGACAUCCCAAGCCUGGAUCCCACUGCACAUCCCAGUCUUAGUGGACAUCCUGAUCCCCGAUCCCACUGCACAUCCCAAUCACGGUGGACAUCUUGAACCAAGAUCCCACCGCACAUCCCAGUCCCCGGGCAAUCCCAAUCCCAUUUCCUACAACACAUCCCAGUCAUGAUGAACCAUCUCCAAAGUACGUCACUGACCACCCCUCGGAUGACCACCUCAUGUGCACAGGUAGCAACGAUUCACCUCUGUACACUCUGCACUAGGAUCUCUCUGCUUCAGGGACUUAUUAAUGCUGGACUACUCCUGAUCAUCACCAGAGACAUGUAACCUGGUUACAAAUAGUUGUGAAACUCGAGGAGGUACUAGAGCGUUUUCUUCUCUGCCAGGAAUAUUUAUGAUCCAUCAUGACUCGUCCUCGUCUGGAUGGGGUUUGUAGCCAUUGUUUCAGAAGGUGCCUUCAUAUAUGGUCCUGCCGUUGUGAGGCCUAUCCUGCCCCAGGUUAAUGAAUGACAGCUUCAGUGACCUUUGCUUCUUGGCACCAAAUUAAAAUCUUAACUUUUUAAACUUCUCAGAACACACCUGUAUGAGGCCCUGUUCA